CAGUACACUAUCCGAGGAGUACUAUAUUAUAGCAAAUAUGUAUAGUUCACGCGCAGUAUCCUAAGCCUGUGUGGCUUUACAGAGUUUAUUGGCAGCAUCGUCAAAAGUGUAAGAUGGCGACAAAAGAAGUAAACUUACAAAACGGUGUUCCGUUAAAAUACAUUUGUGCGUUUGUCAGCUGUUGAAUACCGGCGGUGUGCAGCUAAGAUUGAUAAUUUACAUGGUAUCGGUGGUGAAUCAUUGGUAAUCGGUGUGUGUCCCUCGUAAAAUCGCGCCAGGAACUUUCGGCGUGCUCGUAGGCUUAAAAUGUCAGUAACUGCCUCGAAACCAUGCCACGAGGAAGAGAUUUCGAAGCUGACAGAGGAGGACGAUUGGAAAAUACAGCUGGCGUUUUGCAAGCCACGUCAUACAGCGACGAUCGAGGGCGUCAACUGUAUCACGCAGACAUGGAGAAUGAAAGAGCGGAUGAAAACUGUUAGCGUGGCUCUGGUUUUGUGCUUGAACGUCGGCGUUGACCCUCCGGACAUCGUCAAGACGCAACCGUGCGCCCGUCUCGAAUGCUGGAUAGAUCCUUUAUCAGUGAGUCCACAAAAAGCUUUGGAAACUAUAGGUUCUAAUUUACAAAAGCAGUACGAACGAUGGCAGCCAAGAGCUCGUUACAAACAAAGUUUGGAUCCCACUGUGGAAGACGUUAAGAAGUUGUGCACUUCUUUGAGGAGAAACGCGAAGGAGGAAAGAGUAUUGUUUCAUUAUAAUGGUCAUGGUGUUCCUAAACCCACCAGUAAUGGUGAAAUAUGGGUAUUUAAUAGGACGUAUACACAAUACAUUCCUUUGUCUGUAUAUGACUUACAGACAUGGAUGGGAGCUCCUAGUAUCUAUGUAUAUGAUUGUUCUAAUGCAGGUAUUAUAGUAGAAUCUUUCCAACAAUUUGCUGAACAGCAUGAGAAGGAAUACGAGAUGGAAAAACAAGCCUUACAGCAAAAUCGUGCAACAGGAGUUACCACGUAUGGAGGCACGACAGUACCGUCUUACAAAAACUGCAUUCAAUUGGCAGCAUGUGCAGCUAAUCAGAUUUUACCUAUGAAUCCAGAUUUACCUGCUGACAUAUUUACUUCAUGCCUUACCACUCCAAUAAAAAUUGCAUUGCGAUGGUUUGUAAUGCAAAAUACGUCGAAAUUGGUACCAAAAAUAUCAUUAGACUUAAUCGACAAAAUUCCAGGACAGUUGACCGACAGAAGAACAAUGUUAGGAGAACUUAAUUGGAUAUUCACAGCAAUCACAGACACAAUAGCAUGGAACACUUUGCCAAGAGAUUUAUUCCAGAGGUUAUUUAGACAAGAUUUAUUAGUUGCUAGUUUAUUUAGAAAUUUUUUACUCGCCGAAAGAAUACUUCGAUCGUACGAUUGUACACCGGUCUCUUGUCCGAAAUUGCCACCCACCUUUCAGCAUCCUAUGUGGCAAGCAUGGGACUUGGCACUUGAUCUCUGCUUAGCACAAUUACCAUCUAUUUUAGAGAAUGAAGAUCAGUUUGUGCACUCUCCUUUCUUUGAAGAACAACUGACAGCGUUCCAAGUAUGGCUUACGUUAGGUUCGAAAAAUCGCAAUCCACCGGAACAGCUUCCUAUAGUACUUCAAGUAUUGUUAAGUCAAGUUCACCGGCUAAGAGCAUUAGAAUUAUUAGGACGUUUCCUUGACCUUGGCCCGUGGGCGGUAAAUCUGGCUCUUAGCGUAGGCAUUUUUCCAUACGUUCUGAAAUUACUUCAGAGCAACGCUAGGGAAUUACGUCCACUACUUGUUUUCAUUUGGGCGAAAAUUCUUGCAGUUGAUAGUACCUGUCAAGCAGAUCUUGUACGAGAUGGAGGGCACAAGUAUUUUUUAUCUGUUCUUCAAGACACUUCAGUUCCGAGCGAGUACAGAACGUUGGCAGCAUUUGUCUUGGCUAGUAUCGUGAAUGAUUAUCGACAAGGUCAAGUAGCAGCUAAUCAUGGGAGCCUCGUUUCAAUUUGCCUGGAACAACUUGGAGAUUCAAAUCCUUUAUUACGUCAAUGGCUGUGUUUAUGUCUUGCGAGGCUUUGGCAUAAUUAUGACAAGGCGAGGUGGUGUGGUGUUCGUGAUAUCGCACACGAGAAAUUAUUCACGUUAUUAAGAGAUUCAGUUCCUGAGGUUCGAGCAGCUAGCGUUUACGCUUUGGGCACAUUCAUAAAUAGCGUUACGACACGAAGCGAACAUGCGAAUAACAUUGAUCAAAUUAUUGCUAUAACACUGAUUAAUACCGUGUCCCAUGACAUGUGCCCUUUAGUUAGAAAAGAAUUAGUAGUAGCGCUUCAAUGGAUGGUUUUACACUUUGAAAAUUCCUUCGUCACUUUAGCUUUGGCUGAGGAGAACAGUCGCAAAGAUCUUGUCGUGGAAACGUUUUCGCCGUUUAGCGGAAUGCGACGCAUUAGUUCCAGAGAUAGAUUAAAAAUGCUUUCCCCUAACAACACGUACAGUAUAGACAGUACGGACGGGUUUGGGCAAGAUCGUAUUAAGAGAGUAUCCUCUUCGUCGUCUAUAAGUAGUUUAGGAAAUAAUUGGGAGUUCGUGAGGAAACCUUGCGAGUCACUUGGGCACAGCUCGCUUGGGAAUUUACCGAGUCUUUCCUAUGGUAGUGUAUAUAUGAAACUAUGGCACGGACUAUGCAACCUCGAUAACGAUCCUCACCCUGCAGUUGCCACAAUGUCUCAGAAAGUGACUAAUCAUAUUCGAAAUCAGGUGAAAGAAUCCUCCACGCCCAAGGAAGGGAUUGAAACGAAAACGUCUUCAUCGUUGUCUCUUCCACCGUCUCCAUCGAAUCGCACCACUUACUUCAUCAGCAAAGGUGAAUCACCGCCUACGGUGAAUUCUGGAUCAGAUCUAUUGCGAUCGUCCAGGAUAUUGUCGCAUACCACUCGAUCCAGAAAACCAAUUCCUAAUACGAUAUCAGAAGAGGCUGACGAAGUUGUUGGGAUCAAAACACCAUUGACAACUUCGCAGUUCGUCGAAUGGAGUUGCGCUCAGUUCGCUCAGCCAGUUAGUUUAGAAAAUGAAACUGAGUCGAUGAACGACAUGGAGAGCAGAGCUCACUAUGAGAGGGAAUGGAGAUACCUGAGGAAUAAAAGGCACAGGCAUGAGGCUAAAGAGGAACAAUUACGAGCGGUACAAAGUAGGGUAGAGUCACAAGUAUUCCAUGCAAGAUGUCCACAUUCUCCAGAAGUUUUAACAUUUCAUCCCUUCGAACCUCACUUGGCUGUAGCAUUGAAAGAUUUCUUUGGAGUAUGGGACUAUCAAACCGGUUCGAAGUUAUUGACUUACUGCGCAAGUCGUGGGAAUAAAGUGUCACGUAUUACAGCUCUCGAGUUUAUCAACGCCCACGACGUCAGUUUGUUGAUGACCGGUUCCGACGAUGGUUCUGUUCGAGUCUGGAAAAACUAUAGUAGCGUUUUAAGUCGUGAUCCGAUUCUACUCACCGCUUGGCAAGCAUUAGCUGAUAUACAACCAGCAACGAAAACCACAACCGCAACAGCUGGUUUAGUUACCAAAUGGGAACAGAAGUCCCUUACUUUAGCUGUGACCGGUGACGUUCGCAUCGUUAGGCUCUGGGAUGCGGAGAGCGAAUUAAAGAAGCAAGACAUACCCAUAGGUGCUGAUUGUUGUGCUACAUGCAUUGAUGUUGAUGGAGUAGGUGCAAUGAUGGCAGUGGGAUGCGGCGAUGGUUCUGUUCGAUUGUUCGACAGAAGGUUACCUCCAUUAGAGUCGAGAGUUAUGAUCUGGAGGGAGCACACAGCAUGGGUGUUGGGCACGUCUCUGAGAAGAUCCGAGAGAUCAGCGCCGCAACUCUUCACUGGAUCAUCUUCAGGCGAUAUUAGAAUAUUUGAUCUUAGAAAAAAUUCCUCUGUAAGCACUGUACAAAUAACGCAAGGUAUUACUGCGUUGGCACCUCACGAAGUUGCCGAUAUUUUUGCUUGCGGGUCGACGAAUCAUUGUAUAAGUGUAUAUAAUACAAUGGGUCAACACUUGAAUACCAUAAAAUUCCAUGAGGGAUUCAUGGCUACACGUAUUAGUCCAGUAAGUUGUUUAAGCUUCCAUCCUAAUCGCGUAGUUCUAGCAGCUGGAUGCGUAGAUAACACUAUUACAGCCUAUGCAUCUGAAUCACGCAGAUGACUAAUAGAGAUGGAAUUGUUAUAAAAUUAUUUUCAUAAAUACUUACACAUCUACAGUACUUGAUAUUUUUAACAGUGUUAGUCGUUAAGGGAGGCACCGGGGACACACGAUAUCAAUGACUAUUCUAACAUCGAAUGUUUACAUCUCUUCUCUUUCAUGUGUUCACAUUUUGUUCAUAUUCGAGGAAAGCUAGUUUUCGGGAAUCAUUCGUUCACAGGAUAAAUUAAUGAUUCGUUUGAAAGGGGAACCAAUGAAAUAGCCAGUCUCUCGAGACGACCAAAGAAAGAAACCGUGUGUCCCCAUGCAUAUAUAGGCAAUGGAACUGUUCGAGAAGUUCGAUCAGGUUUUGGUGGUGUUAAGAAACAAUGCAUAAUAUAUGGAAAUGUGAUGCAACGAAAGAAAUACUAGUAUACGUACGAGUGUAUUUAAUAUCUAAUGAAGUUUGAUCGUACGCAAGGGUGUAACUAAUUAUUGUGCCAUGCAAGAUUGGUUUCAAUGAAUUCAAGAAUAAUUUGCAUAAUUAUUGCCGUGUAACAACGAUAUAGAAUUGAAUUUCUUUCAUCAAAGUUGUAUGGAUACACUUUCUUUCUCUGAUUCUGAAUUUUUCUUCCGUAACUUCAUCUCGACUAGACAUACAAAAGAAGAAUUAUUUAAGGAAAGUUGAAAGAUUGAUUUGAUGAAUGAUUUACAUCGUGGCAAGUACAAUGUAAUUGAUCGAAGGGAAAGAUAACUGAAGGACAAUAUAUUUAAGUAACGUAACUCUACUGUUUUAGCUUACGACUUAGUGCAAUAAUAAUAAUCAUAGAAUUAACGCGACGGUGAUUCCCCGUGGAACCGUCAAAAAUGUGGCAACAAUGAGUACGAACGCUAACGAACAAUUUUUAUCAUAGAGCCUGCCUAAUAUCAGCCUUCACUUUUAAUUUUCAUCGUAACGAGACGUUGCUUUGUAAUUUUAAACGAACGAAACUGAUUUCUGUACAUAAAAGGACAUAUAUUUGACAAUUUAAUAAUUACCAUCAAUGGCAUUUUUUUUUGUUUGAGAGGUAUUAUAUCCGUAAGUGACAAUACUUGAUAAGUUGUUUUGCACGAGUCGUUGUAAUAUUGUACCAUAUUGAACUGCGAGGAGUUCGAGGCAGGGGAUUAACUCGAUAAUAGAUAAUUGCAAACGAAUGACUAUAACGUGAUUAUGUUCAUAUAUAAUUGAAUCGCUCGAUUGUUUCGAAGAUACUUGAAGAGAAUCCGAGUACGUGCAUAUUUCUACUGUAAUCGUCUAACAUUAUCCUAACGUUAUUUUUAAAGAGUAUCGACACAUGAAUAUAUAUAUAUAUAUAUUUAAUAUAUAAUAUAAUUAUUCAUUAAAUUGGCAACAUGUAAAUAUAUAUAAA
Messenger RNA from Nomia melanderi (Alkali bee), 5564 nucleotides. It is a transcript of the gene raptor, whose product is annotated as regulatory associated protein of MTOR complex 1. NCBI's taxonomy places the organism in Eukaryota, Metazoa, Arthropoda, Insecta, Hymenoptera, Halictidae. The record is from RefSeq and is a predicted model, not a curated record. Gene Ontology annotation, biological process: regulation of autophagy; cellular response to starvation; positive regulation of cell growth. Gene Ontology annotation, molecular function: protein binding; protein-macromolecule adaptor activity. Gene Ontology annotation, cellular component: cytoplasm; TORC1 complex.